UCUCUGGCUUCCUGCUUUCUAAACGUUCCAUUGUGAGGAGCUUCCAUUGUGACGUCUCGGCUUCGGCUCGGCUUUGUCUGUCCAUAUAUGGGCAGCUACGUCACGGAGCUUUCCCGUCGCUCACAUAAAUAGGCUGGUGGAUUUCCCUGCCUGAGCAUUUCGGCUGCAGUGAGGGAACCUGCUGAACGAGAGCGGCAGAAGGCAGGGAAGGGAAGAAGAAGCGAGGCCGGGGAGGGAGGGGGGCAGGGAGGGAUUAAAGACUCCCACCAUCUUCUACAAUCACAUCUGCAAAGCAGAUCGGAUCUCCCUCCUCCUCCUCCUCCCCCUUCAGGAAACACCUUCAGGGAUCCACCAAGGAUUGCGCGCCCCCACCGACCACCUACCCACCCUCCCUCCCUCGUAAAGCGGCUCUCCCCCGUCCGCGCAGCGCCUUCCUCCCUCUCCGUACCCCCACUUCUCGUCGCCGCAACUUUUCUCUCGCAUGAUCUCCUUCGCACGGAUUUGACAUUCGGAUGCCGCCUAGUCGGGAACGGAGCUGGAAGCCACUUUGAACCCGCCGCCGCAACAACAGCCUCCUCUCCUCCUCCUCCUCUAGUGCUAUGACAGGCAAACUCGUGGACAAGCUGCCAGGGACCAUGAACACUUUGAUGAACCAGUUGCCUGACAAUUUGUACCCAGAGGAGAUCCCCAACUCGCUGAACAUCUUCUCCAGCAACGGAGAGGCGUCGGUGGCCCACUAUAAUAGCCAGAUGGCGACAGAUAAUGUUAUGGAUAUUGGCUUAGCAAACGACAAGCCCGGCCAAGACCUGUCGUCCUACUCGGGCUCCUUCCAGCCCGCCCCGGGGGGCAACAAGACGGUGACCUACCUGGGCAAGUUUGCCUUCGACUCCCCAUCCAACUGGUGCCAGGACAACAUCAUCAGCCUGAUGAGCGCUGGCAUCCUGGGAGUGCCGCCGCCGCCGCCGCCUUCGUCCAGUGCGCAGGCCUCGACGGGGAGCAUGGUGCAGGUGCAGAGCCAGGCCGAGGUGGAGGGCAUGUACCCAGCGUUGCCCCCUUACUCUACCUGCAGUGACCUUUACUCGGGCGAGCCGGUGCCCUUCCACGACCCGCAGAGCACAGCCGGCCUCUCCUACUCGGCGCAGGAUUAUCAGGGGGGCAAGCCCGCCGGCGGCCUGGACAGCAACCUCUUCCCCAUGAUCCCGGACUACAGUCUCUACCACGGGCACCCCAACGACAUGGGCAGCCUCCCCGAGCACAAACCUUUCCAAAACCUGGACUCGAUCCGGGUCAACCCGCCCCCCAUCACCCCCCUGGAGACCAUCAAAGCCUUCAAGGACAAGCAGAUCCACCCGGGCUUCGGCAGCCUCCAGCAGCAGCCGCCGCUCACUCUCAAGCCCAUCCGGCCGCGUAAAUACCCCAACCGGCCGAGCAAGACGCCCCUGCACGAGCGGCCGCACGCCUGCCCGGCCGAGGGCUGCGAUCGCCGCUUCUCCCGCUCCGACGAGCUGACGCGGCAUCUGCGCAUCCACACGGGCCACAAGCCCUUCCAGUGCCGCAUCUGUAUGCGCAGCUUCAGCCGCAGCGACCACCUCACCACCCACAUCCGCACGCACACUGGCGAGAAGCCCUUCGCCUGCGAGUUCUGCGGGCGCAAGUUCGCGCGCAGCGACGAGCGCAAGAGGCACGCCAAAAUCCACCUCAAGCAGAAGGAGAAGAAGGCCGACAAGGGCUCCUCCGCGGCCUCCGCGGCCGCCGGCCUAACCGGGCCCGGCGCUUCGCCCGCGGUCGCCUCGCUGGCCCCCGUGGUCACCACCUGCGCGUGACGCUGCUCCCGCCCCGCCGAAUCCCAGUGCCUCUCGAUCGCUGCCUUUUGUUGCGACUUUGCGCAAAACGCGCGCAGCAGCAGCAGCGGCGGCGGAAGCUGCUUGCUUUCCCGGGCUCCCGCUGAAGGGAUGCCUUUGCGCGCACGCCUCUCGCCGCCGCCGCCGCCGCCGGCAAGCCGGUGGUGGGAGGGAGCCUUGAACUUUCCGCUGGAUCGCCUUGAUCCUAAGCGGUUUGGGAAAGGAGGGGAAGCGGGUGCUGAGGAGUUGGCCUGGGAAGAGGGUGCGUGGGGAGGGGCCGCUCAGUCUGGCAUGGGUGAAUGAGAGGGGUAGGGGGAGGCGGCGGCGGAAGCGAACGGACACGGGAAAACUUCCCUGGAUACCACCCCUUCCUCCCAGACACCCUUUCCUCUGAUCUUCCUCCUCGUCUUCUCCCUCGAUGGAGGGGGCACCAAAGCGCUGUGCCUACUGCCCGGGGAGACCAGGUGUGCUCGCGUGUUUGCGUGUGUGUGUGUAUAUGUGUGUGAGCGCGUGUCAGCCUCUGAAGCUGAACUUCUUAGCCAUCCGUGAAGUCCCCACCCUACCUGAAGGGUCUGUGUGCACCUGAAGAGAGAAGCACCCACCAGAGCCUUGCCCCCCUUGUCCCCCUCCCAGUCACAUCGCCCUGGGGCUGGAAGAAAUGGGGUGGCCUCUGCGCCAGCUGAGGGCGAAUCAGUUCCCCGUUGAAAUGCGCUGCUUGCUAGUGGCUACCGCCCCGUCUCUCUCUCUCUCUCUGACUUCGCCUUGCCGGGCGCCUGCCCUCCUUUGAGCCAACUGGAGAGCAGCCCGAGCCAGUGCUGGCUGUUUAACACGGAGAGGUUUGGGCCUCGUUCUCUUUUCUUUCGGACAACUAAGCCCCCCUCCCCCCUCUCGCCCUCCCUCAAAAGUAUAUUCUAACCCCCUCCAAACCGAUCGGAAAGCCAAUGACCCCUCCCCCCUCUCUCGAGACACUCCUCUGGUCAGGUCUCCAGCACCCACCCAUCCCCCGUCCGCCACGGCCCUUCCUUGGCCCCUUCCUCUUCCUCCACCUUGGGAACGAAGGGGCCGCUCUUUCCAAGGAAGUGUCUGGCCCCUCCCGGUCACUCUCAGCUUCCGAGUCCAGGCCGGGUGAUGCCUACAGAGACCCGUCCAAACUUAGUCUGGGUGUUUAUUAUGUAGCUUUAAGAAUUAUUGAGGGUGGGGAAUGAAGGAGAGGAGGGGGGUGACUGGGAAAACUGGCACAGGCGUCCCAAACUUUUAUUUCCUCCAAAGGAGGAGGGGGGGUGGGGAAAUAUGGCUGUAUCGAUCCCUUGGAUUUGAUUUGUCACACCAAACCCACCUCCCAGUCAUCUGCUGUUGGCAGCUCUGAAUGUACUGAGCCCCACAAGAAAAUGGAGUUGGAGGGAACCAGGCUGCCUGCUUUCAGCUCCCCCCCCCCACUUGAAUGUACUGUUGAUGAUUCCUACUUAUUUUCCUCCUGAGGGCAAGAGGCAGAAGAGUUCACAGGGUGUCUCUUUUGAGGGUCUUUUUGGUUUGGUUUUGCACUCCCUUGCCCUUCAAUUCUUCUUUGAAAGCACUGUGUGUGUGUGUGUGUGUGUGUGUGGUCAAUUCAUAUGAACUAUUUAAGUGCUCAUAAGACCCUUAAAAAUGAAUGGGGCAUGGGUUAGCAAUUUCCAGGUUAUUCUAGCUCGCCCUGGGAAUGUCAUUUUGGGAAAGAGGGCUAAUGGGCAUCAUUUUGGAAUGAGUUUUGUUUUGUGUGUUUUUUUUAAGCACAAGGACAAUUAUUUCCAGAAAUGCAGAAAACAGUGUUUUAAUGCGUACUUUUUUAAUAAUGUGAUUUUAUUGUUUUGUUUUGUUUUGAUUUGGGGGUUACAUAAAAGAAACUAAGGGGGGAGAGAAAGCAGUUUGCCUUUUUUCCUUUACUCCUUCUGGUACGUGCAUGUCAUUGCAUGUCUUGCUUUGUUUUUCUUUCCUUUUGUUUUGUUUUAAUAAAACUGCUCAGAUAUUUAAGCAAAACAAUGAUGAUAAUUAUUUAAAAAAAACUGUUGCCAAAAGGUUGUGUUUUAUCCAGGUUUGAUGUCUGCAUGUUUAAAAAAAUUAAAACAAACAAAAACAUUCUCAGAGAGAAAAAAAUGCAGUCUAAUUUAUGUGAACUGAAAGAAACAAAAAUCAGGUUUAACUACAAAAAUCUAAGGGAAUGAUAUUUUUUGAAAGACUUUUGUAUAAAGUUGAGUACUUAGAAAAAAAGACAAAUCAGAUGUAAUAUAUUUUGUGGAUGUUUUUAUUUCUUGGAUUUAUAGUACCUUAUACUAAGGUUAAAAUGCUUGAUAUUGUGAAAAAAGUGAUACUUUUCACACACAUUUCAUUUGCUCAUUUGUCACGUUGUAAUGCAAAUAUGAUAGUUAAUGCAUACAGCAUUUUAAAGGGGAAAAAUCAGAAAUAUUGAACCGAUGUAUUGUUGUACCAUUUGCACUGUGAGCAAAUGCUAAUGCAGUAAAUAUAUUGUGUUUGCCGACAAUCA
This is a messenger RNA of Rhineura floridana, 4359 nucleotides long. RefSeq names its product early growth response 3 (gene EGR3). Gene Ontology annotation, biological process: regulation of transcription by RNA polymerase II. Bases 600 to 1823 code for a protein of 407 amino acids. Gene Ontology annotation, molecular function: RNA polymerase II cis-regulatory region sequence-specific DNA binding; DNA-binding transcription factor activity, RNA polymerase II-specific. The record is from RefSeq and is a predicted model, not a curated record. The transcript is spliced from 2 exons. NCBI's taxonomy places the organism in Eukaryota, Metazoa, Chordata, Lepidosauria, Squamata, Rhineuridae.